Leptopilina boulardi is the source of this 2511-nucleotide messenger RNA. It is a transcript of the gene Sec6, whose product is annotated as exocyst complex component 3. The record is from RefSeq and is a predicted model, not a curated record. The transcript has 5 exons. The coding region runs from base 203 to 2446 and encodes 747 amino acids. Gene Ontology annotation, biological process: exocytosis; exocyst localization. Lineage: Eukaryota; Metazoa; Arthropoda; Insecta; Hymenoptera; Figitidae. Gene Ontology annotation, molecular function: SNARE binding. Gene Ontology annotation, cellular component: exocyst.
UCCUAACCUCUAAAUUUUAAUCUGUCAUUCUGUCAAAUUUUGUCUUAAAAACUGAUUAAAAAGCACUAUUUGUUUAUUUAAUAUUAUGAUAAAUUUUAUAAAUAAUAAAAUUCAAUAAAUUAUUGUUUACUGUUAUGAACACAAAGUUUGUUUUUAUAUUAUAAUAAUUAAUUAUUGUUUUUUUAACACUAAAGAAUAAAUAAUGUACGAUUUACAAAAACUUGAGGAUGAAGCAAGAGCAACAGCAACAAAACAAGUGGUUAAUAUGCUUCAACGUCCGGGACAAUUGGAAAAAGUUGAACAAUAUAAAAGAAGAAUAAGUCGUAAAAAAGCAUCAGUUGAAACAAUGUUAAAAACAGCAAUGCAAAGUCAACUCGAUGGUGUUCGCGUUGGUUUUGAUCAAUUACAAAGUUCAUUGCAAAGUGUUUAUUCAAUUAAAGAAGAAUUAUUAACAAUUGGCAAAUCAUUUGGCACUGCACCUGAAUUAUAUGCAAAAUUACAAGCUGUUCAAGAUGAAAGUAUGCGUCAUUCACAAUAUGUAACAGCAAAAGAAAAUUUAAAACAUAUUUUCACCGUUCCUGAAAGUGUAGAAAAAACAAAACAAUGGAUUAAUGAGGGUAAACUAUUACAUGCUCAUCAAUCACUAAUGGAUUUGGAAAAUUCCAGAGAUGAUUUACUCUAUGAAUUGCACAAAUUGCCAAAUCAAUCAAUGCCAGAUACAGUUAUGUUGAAGGCAUAUUUUGAAGAUGUUGAAAAACUUUCACAAUUAAUGGAGAAACAAAUUCGUUUAGUUUUGAGUCGUACAUUAAAUACAGUGAGAAAAGAGCCAACAGUUAUUGUCACUGCAUUGAGAAUUGUUGAACGUGAGGAGAAAGCUGAUCAUUUUGCCAUACAACGUCAUCGUCAAAGUGGUUUUAUGCCACCGGGACGACCAAAAAAAUGGAAGGAAAUGUCAAUUAAUACAUUAGAAAAAUCAGUGGCUAAUCGAAUUGAAGGCACACAAGUUGAUGAACGUUCAGAUAAUAAAAUGUGGCUUGUUCGUUAUUUGGAAUUAACACGACUUUUAAUAUUGGAAGAUCUUCGUGUUGUUAAAACAUUGUGUGGACCAUGUUUUCCACCUUCAUAUGAUAUUGUUGAUAAAUUUGUAAAAAUGUAUCAUACAAGUUUAUCGCAACAUUUAAUGGAUAUUAUUGCAAAUGGACUUGAGGGUAAUGAAUAUGUUUCAUUACUCGCUUGGAUAAUGAAUACAUAUACUGGAACGGAACUUAUGAAACAUUCGGAAUUAAAUAUCGAUACAAGUGAUAUUGGUCCUUUAUUGAAUAAAGAAAUAAUUGACGAUUUACAGGAGAAAUAUUUGCGAAAUAUGUAUCAAAAUUAUGAGGAAUGGAUGAAAAAAACAUUGGAAACGGAAAAAGUUGAUUGGUGGAGUGGUAGUUUGGAAAGUAGUACACAGGAUACUUAUUAUCAUACAGCAGCGCCGGUUAUUAUUUUUCAAAUGAUCGAUCAAAAUUUACAGGUGACGAAAACAAUAAGUUCUGAUUUAACUGCUAAAGCAUUGACUUUAUGCAUUGAACAAGUGACAAAAUACGCGGAUAUUUAUUCAAAGGCAAUAAUGGAUUUUAAAUUGAAACAUUUUGAGGAUCGUAGCCGUGUUCCUUAUUUUACACAUCAUAUGAUUACAGUUGUUAAUAAUUGUUUACAAUUUAUUGAACUUGCACAACAAAUGAAACAACUUUAUUGGUUACCAAAUGCAAGUGGCGAGAUUGCACGUAAAUUUGAGACACUAUUGGAAAAUUAUCAACGUAUUCGUAAUGAUGCUGCGGCAAUUUUACUUGAGGAAUCGUUUCUUGAUUUGGAAUUACAUUUUCAGGAUUUACUCACUCCUAAAUGGUUAUCGUCACCAAUUCCCGUUGAAACAAUUUGUGUGACACUGGAGGAUUAUUUUCAGGAUUACAAUCAUUUAAGACCGAAGAAUUUCGAUUAUGUUAUAACUGAAGCACAAAAAUUAAUAGCCAAACGUUAUAUUUCGGCAAUGUUACAAAGGAAAAUAUCGUUAAAAAAUUAUGAUGAAUGUUUAAAUUGUACAUCAAAAAUAAUGGCCGAAGCGGAUAAAUUAAAGAAUUUUUUCUCACGAAUUGCGCCAAAAGUGGGAAAUUUUGAUUCACCAUUUGAAAUUAUUAAAAGAUUAGCUGAAGUAUUAAGAUGUGAGGAUUCGGAAAUUUUAUCAUUAGAUCUUCAUUCAUUGGUGGAAAAAUAUCCCGAUAUGAGUGAAGAUCAAUUGGUAAGAUUAUUAAGUCUUCGAGGUGAUAUACCAAAAGGUGAAGCAAGAGAAAAAGUAUCUUAUAUUUUGGAGGCUUUACGUAAUCGACGAUUAAUACAAUCUAAUCCUGAUAGUAUUUUUAAACAAAUUAUCCUACAGGAUAGUUUUCUCAGUUGGAAAACGUAAAAAAAAAUAGAUAUUUAAAAAUGUUAUUUUAUUUUUAGAAUAAUAAAUUAUUUUUUAUCAAUUUA